UAAAAAAAAUGUAAUAUGUUAUACUGUCUAUAUUUGUAUAUUUAUUUGCAGAGUAUAUUUGGUGGCCUCAAAAAUUAUUUCAGUAAAGGGGGUUCCACAGAUCCUUCAUUCAGGCCCCCUACUGCUGAAAUUUCAUCUAGAAAGCAUUCAAGCACUUUGCAAGAUACAGUAGAAAAUUUAAAAACUGAUACUAAACUAAGUGAAGCAUCACAUCCAGCUUUAAGAGUUCGGGAUUUGUCAUUUGAUGAAUCAGAUUCAUUUCAAUCAAACCUAUCGAAGCCAAAGACCCUUUCACCUUCAGCUUCUUCAGGAUUUUCCAGUAACAUUGAAGAAAAACUUGAUAAAAACCUUGAAUUCAUGUCUUUGGGGCUUGGAAGACUAAAGAAUUUAGCUAUUGGCUUAAAUGAAGAGAUAGAACAACAGAAUGAAAUGAUAGAUGUAAUUCAUAACAAAGCUGACAAAGCAGACGAGACCUUGGAGUAUCAAAAUCGGCAGAUCAAACGUAUAUUAAAAAAAUGAUGACUGAUAGUGAGAUGUCUGUAUUUUGUUUAUAGAAGUAUUUAUUCAAAUAAAUUCCACUGUCACUAUAGUUUAUUGUAUGUUUUAGUUUUUUAAAGAAUUAUUGCCUUGAAAAUUCAGAAUCAAGUCCGCUGUAACUAAAGUUUAUUGUAUGUUUUAGUUUUUUAAAGAAUUAUUACUUUGAAAAUUCCAAGUCAAGGUAUAAUCAUAUUUUAAUUGUUAAAGAAACACUUAAUAUUUUAAAAAGAAUACUAAAAUGAGAAAAAUAAAAAUUAUUUCAGAGAACAUACACAUUUAUAUGUAAUUUUAUAAAAUGUUGAUUUUUUCACACCAGACUUUUCAGAAAUAAAAUACCUAAACUAUUUAUAGUUUUGCCAUAAAUCUAUUGCCUUAUAGCUGGAUAAAAUAUAUUUAUGCUUUUACCAAAGUGAUACCAGUUACUGUAGAUUAAGUUUAUAGUUGCCUGAUGAAAGUACCUAUAGAUAUAUUAAAAGCAGUAACAUAUUUAAUUGAAAUAAAAUUUUCUGAAGUGUGAUUUUUUUAAAAAUUUGAUUUAUAUAAUAUGGAAAAAUGAUGUUACAUUUAUUUAUUUUAUUUCCAUAUACUUAUUUCUUUAAAGGGAAUAUUUUUAAUUUGCAAAUUUUUCCUCAAUUGCUACAAAAAUUGGUAUCGCAUUGGACAGUUAGUUUAUAUAUUCGAUGUCUGAAUAUCUCUUGGCCAAGAAAAAUGCUGAUUUUAGAUGAAAUUUAAGACACAAAAAAAUUCUUCAAUAGAAUGUUGUGACAUUGUCACCAUUUUUGUAUGUUUUUUUAUUCCAAGUUCCAAAUGUUUUUAUUGACAGUUGUGAUAUUUUAAUCUUGAACUUAGUUUUUAAAUAUGCACUUUUGGUAUUUGUCUGCAAUAGAAGAAACCGUAACAAAAUUUUUGCAGAAAUACCAUUAUUUUGCCACAAAAUCACUAGAGAAUAUCUUUCAGAUUUGUUCUAAAAAUGACUGCUAUAAAAUUUACACCAUAACAAACCAAACAAAAACUCUUCAAGCAGGUUUAUUGAUUGAAUUCUGAGUUAAAUGUAUAAUUGAAAUGUAAAAUAUGUAUAUAAUAAGUAUUUUUUGUAAUUAUAAAUAAUUUUUUCCUUAAAACAUUACCAAACCAUGCAAAGUUUGUUGCUCUAAUUCAUAAGUACCAAAUCUUGUUUAAAUUAUCCAUACUUUAAUUUCCAACCUUAAAUGUUUACAUAUCACACUUGCAAUAAUAUUUGAUUUGGAAGUAAUGUUUAAUUUAUAGACUGAGAAGACCUGUGUGAAAUGAUAAAUGUGAACAACUAUCAUGCAAUAUUUUAUUUUGAUAUUAAUCAGUAUUUGUGGAUAUCUUGAAUUUAUUUUCUGUUCUAUAUACAUUUUCUAUGAAUAAUGUUAAGUUUUACAUUGUAUAUAUAUGUAUCAUUAUAUAUUUAUAUUAGUGUAUCAGUUAUUAAUAUUAAAGAGUAUGAUGAAUUUA
Messenger RNA from Stegodyphus dumicola, 2016 nucleotides. It is a transcript of the gene Snap29, whose product is annotated as Synaptosomal-associated protein 29kDa. Lineage: Eukaryota; Metazoa; Arthropoda; Arachnida; Araneae; Eresidae. The record is from RefSeq and is a predicted model, not a curated record. Gene Ontology annotation, molecular function: syntaxin binding; SNAP receptor activity. Gene Ontology annotation, cellular component: plasma membrane; SNARE complex. Gene Ontology annotation, biological process: synaptic vesicle fusion to presynaptic active zone membrane; exocytosis; synaptic vesicle priming.